Molecule: messenger RNA, 1149 nt
Organism: Lolium rigidum
Lineage: Eukaryota; Viridiplantae; Streptophyta; Magnoliopsida; Poales; Poaceae
Product: BTB/POZ and MATH domain-containing protein 1-like
Exons: 3
Coding region: 1-1149 (382 amino acids)
Biological process (GO): protein ubiquitination
Molecular function (GO): protein binding
Source: RefSeq, a predicted model, not a curated record
AUGUCCUUCGCUGGAGUCUCGAUCUUAACCAACGGCGAGCUUUGCCCUUCCACCACAUCGGUCACGGAUGCCGGCGCCGCCAGCGGGUACCACCUCCUCGUGGUCGAAGGCUACUCGCAUACCAAACGCGCACCCAAUGGCAAGGGCAUCAGUUCUCGCCCUUUCAUGGUAGGAGGCCAUCGCUGGUACAUCGUGUACUACCCUUGUGGUGACGUCCCACGCAAUGCCGACUUUAUUUCUCUAUACAUUGUCCUUCAUGAUGACAAUAUUGCAAAGGACGUGAAGGUGCAAUGGGAGUUCAGCUUCGUCGAUCAGGUUGUGUGGCAAAAUCCAGCCUACAUUCGUGAAACCGGAACGUUCAUCUUCUCCAAGAGUCGUCCUGGUUUGGGCCACGGGGGGUUUAUCAGAAGAUGCGCCCUUGAGCAAUCAAAGAACCUCAAGAAUGAUUCUUUCACCAUCCGAUGUGAUAUCAUGGUGAAUGAGGACCUUAGCAGAGUCGCCGAGGUGCCGCUUUCUGGCAUAUUUCAGCAUUAUAACCAUCUCUUUCAGACUAAAGUGGGUGCCGAUGUGACGUUCGAGGUCAGCGGCGAGACAAUCGCCGCACACCGGUGUGUGCUUGCAGCCCGAUCUCCAGUCUUCAUGGCAGAACUCUUUGGCCCCAUGAAGGAGGGUGCUAUGUCUACAGCCAUACAGAUCCAAGACAUGGAGGCAAACGUGUUCAAUGCCAUGCUUGGUUACAUCUAUACGGACUCAUUAGAUCCAAACUUGCAGAUCGACGAGCGAGAGGGUGAGCAGGGGAGGGGUACCCUUCACGUGUUGGAUGCUGUAAUGUGGAUGCAACAUUUGUUUGUAGCGGCAGAUAGAUAUGGUCUUCAACGUCUGAAACUUAUCUGUGAAGAGUAUUUAUCCGAGCACAUGACGGUGAACUCGGUGAUGUCCACUCUUGCUCUCGCUGACCAACACCAAUGCCCUGACUUGAAAGAGGCGUGUGUGCGGUUCCUCCGAGUCCAAACUAUUGCAUGCCUGCAGAAUCUAAUUGCAAAUGACCGCGAGCAUAUAACUAGAGCAUGUCCAUUUUGUUCUAAAGGAGCCCGGUGCCAAGCUUGUUUGAAAAGUGUAAUAGAUCAGAUAAUCGCAACUAUUCGUUAA